Molecule: messenger RNA, 6864 nt
Organism: Rhineura floridana
Lineage: Eukaryota; Metazoa; Chordata; Lepidosauria; Squamata; Rhineuridae
Gene: NEK9
Product: NIMA related kinase 9
Exons: 22
Coding region: 329-3106 (925 amino acids)
Biological process (GO): protein phosphorylation
Cellular component (GO): centrosome
Molecular function (GO): protein kinase binding; ATP binding; protein kinase activity
Source: RefSeq, a predicted model, not a curated record
UGGUUCCGGGUCGGGGGUGGAAGAAGCAGCCAACAUGGAGCGUUGGGGGGCUGCGGGGCCUCAGGGAGGCCGGUGAAGGGGGCAGCCCGGGCGGGGGACCCUGUUACUGUCCGGAUUGAUGCCGGGAGAGAGGUGCGCGCGUGCGCAUAGUUGGAGCCCCACUGAAUCUGAGGCGGCAGGCGCUGGCUGCGUUAUCUGAGGCAACAGCAGGAAGCUGCUCACCGUCUCUCUAUAGGGGGCCGUAACUCUUCUUGAUCCCUGCGGGGGAGCCUCUGUUUCCCCUCAGCGUUCUCUUUCGCAGUCCCAGGCAGGCGGCACUGGAGUAGCUAUGUCUUUGGGCGAGUAUGAGAGGCACUGCGACUCCAUCAACUCUGACUUCGGCAACGAGUCGUCCAACAGGAGCGGCCCCCGGCCUGGCCCUAUCUUAGGCGGUGAGCAAGAGGAGUUGCAUUAUGCGCCCAUCCGUGUUCUGGGCCGGGGUGCCUUCGGAGAAGCCACCUUGUACCGUCGGACUGAGGAUGACUCACUUGUAGUGUGGAAGGAAGUGGAUCUUACAAGACUGUCAGAAAAAGAACGCCGUGAUGCUUUGAAUGAGAUUGUUAUCCUUGCACUUUUGCAGCAUGACAACAUCAUUGCCUAUUACAAUCAUUUCAUGGACAACACCACACUUCUGAUUGAACUGGAGUACUGUAAUGGGGGAAAUCUCUACGAUAAGAUCCUGCGGCAGAAAGACAAGUUGUUUGAGGAAGAGAUGGUGAUAUGGUACCUGUUUCAGAUUGCAUCAGCGGUGAGCUGUAUCCACAGGGAAGGAAUCCUUCACAGAGAUAUAAAGACACUGAAUAUCUUCCUCACUAAAGCAAAUCUUAUAAAACUGGGUGACUAUGGUUUGGCAAAAAAGCUGAAUUCUGAGUAUUCCAUGGCUGAAACGUUGGUAGGAACCCCAUACUACAUGUCUCCAGAGCUCUGCCAAGGAGUAAAAUACAACUUCAAAUCUGAUAUCUGGGCAGUUGGCUGUGUUGCCUUUGAGCUCCUCACACUGAAGAGAACUUUUGAUGCAACAAAUCCCUUGAAUCUCUGUGUGAAGAUUGUGCAAGGGAACCGGGCAAUGGAGGUAGAUUCCAAUGUUUAUUGUUGGGAUCUAAUCCAGAUGGUCCACUCCUGCCUCGAUCAGGAUCCUGAGAAGAGGCCGACUGCUGAUGAGCUGCUUGAGAAUCCCCUUAUCAGCAAGCACAGGAGAGAGAUGGAAGAGAAGGUUGUGCUGCUCAAUGGCCCAAACAAGCGACCAAGAACAAGCACCAUGAAUGAGGCUCCUAUUGCUGUGGUGACUUCACGCACUAGUGAAGUAUAUGUAUGGGGGGGUGGGAAGUCCACACCUCAGAAGCUGGAUGUCAUUAAAAGUGGAUGCAGUGCACGACAAGUCUGUGCAGGAAACACCCACUUUGCAGUGGUGACGGUGGAAAAGGAGCUCUAUACUUGGGUGAACAUGCAAGGGGGCACCAAACUGCAUGGCCAACUGGGACAUGGAGAUAAAGCCUCCUAUCGGCAGCCUAAGCAUGUGGAAAAACUGCAAGGCAAAGCCAUUCGCCAAGUCUCUUGUGGAGAUGACUUUACCAUCUGCAUCACAGAUGAGGGUCAAGUCUUUGCCUUUGGCUCAGACUACUAUGGCUGUAUAGGUAUUGACAAAGCAUUUGGUUCUGAAGUGCUGGAGCCCCGACAGCUGAACUUCUUUCUCAGCAACCCAGUGGAGCAGGUUUCCUGUGGAGAUAACCAUGUGGCAGUGCUGACCCGAAACCGAGAGGUCUACACAUGGGGCUGUGGAGAAUAUGGUCGCUUAGGUUUGGAUUCAGAAGAGGAUUACUCUGUCCCACAGAAGGUAGAAAUUCAGAAGACCUCUAAUAUUAUUUCAGUCCAGUGUGGCAGUGAUGGAACCUUUCUGCUCACACAGACAGGCAAGGUGCUGGCUUGUGGUCUGAACGAAUUCAACAAACUGGGCCUGAACCAAUGCACUUCAGGGAUUAUUAAUCAUGAUGCUUACCAAGAAAUUCCGUACACUACUUCCUUCACUUUGGCCAAGAAACUCUCCUUCUACAAGAUUCGCACGAUUGCACCAGGAAAGACACACACAGCUGCCAUAGAUGAGCGGGGUCGUUUGCUCACCUUUGGCUCCAACAAGUGUGGACAGUUGGGUGUUGGAGACUAUAAGAAACGUCUGGGUAUUAAUCUGCUGGGAGGACCCCUUGGGGGAAAACAGGUCAUCAGGGUUUCCUGUGGUGAUGAGUUCACUAUAGCUGCUACUGAUGAUAACCAUAUAUUUGCCUGGGGUAAUGGCGGUAAUGGCCGUUUAGCAAUGACACCAACAGAGAGAGCUCAUAGUUCUGAUAUUUGUACAUCAUGGCCUCGGCCCAUUUUUGGUUCUUUACAUUAUGUCCCAGAUUUAUCUUGCCGUGGCUGGCAUACCAUCAUAAUUGUUGAAAAAGUUAUAAAUUCUAAAACCAUCCUCCGUUCCAGUAGCAGUGGCCUCUCCAUUGGGACUGUGGCUCAGACCUCUACAGCUGAAGGAGCAGAAGAGGAGGAAAGUGAGCAGGACUCUGAGACCCCUGAUCCCAGCAGAGGUUUCCGGGGAACCAUGGAAGCAGACCGUGGACUGGGGGAUCGGAUCAGUGCAACAGAAGCAGUUGCAGAUAGCAGUGCCACUAGCAGCUCCUGCCCUAGUUGGUUACGCAAGGAGCUGGAGAAUGCAGAGUUCAUCCCUAUGCCUGAAACCCCCUCUCUUGUGAGCCUAGCCUCUUCAGAGCCUGACAAAGAAACUCUACCCUACAAUGAGUUGAAGGGACUGCACUUGGCUUCACCAAUGCCUGUUGAUAACAAGUUCAAAACAGGGACUUGGCAGCAACUCUUGAAUUCAGCAGAGCCCUGUAGUGAGGAGAAGACAUCUGGAGCACCAACUGCAUGUAAGUGCAGUUUGCUGCAGGCUGAAGUGGAGCGUCUGCAUGGCUUAAUAUCAAAGUGUUUGGCUGACCAGCAGAAGCUCCAGCAACAAACCACCCGCCUCAGUGCCCAGCUCCAGUGCCUCUCCAGGAGGACAGAAGGAACAUGGCAGAAGUGAGAUGAUGUAUGCAAGUACAGAUCUGUGAUCACACUAUCGACACUGGACUUCUCAUCUUGCUCACAUGGAACAGAUCAGCUCAUUUCCAUUUCAGGAUACUAAACUUGGCAGUCAUCAGAAAUGCUAGGAUGGAAAGAUGCCUUGCUUUCACUGGCAAAAUUUGACUCUUUGGUGUUUUAUGGAGAAUUGACUUUCUUAAAAGUAGUGGUUGACUUUUUUUAAAAAAUAAUACUGUUGCAAGGUGUGAAAAUCCUCACUGAAAAUGUCUAUACUUUCGGCUCUACAGAGUUAACUAUCACAAAUGGUGUUCUAGUCACAUAAAUUACUUUAGUAAUUAACAACAUUAUAUACCAUCAGUAACCAGGGCAUUAAGAUAAUGAGUAACACACACUGGUUAGAAAUGCUAUAAAUAACUUGCUAUUGAGAUUUGGACAUGUAGUUUUGAGUCUUCAACAACUAAUAGAGAUAGGGAUUCCAGGCUUUCUCAAGCAUGGUUUUUAUUGUAAUAUAAGGAGAACAGGUGUAUUAGUUAUUGGUUAUUGGAGAUGUGCUUUCCUAGUAGCUGCUGAGGUGAAAAAUGUUCCAUCCACUGAUUGUCCCCAUUGGGAACAACACUGUUUUCAUUUAGAAACAAAAUGUCAGGUCUGGGGACUUAAUGUGGCCCUCCAAGCCUCUAUCUGCACCUUAAGGCUCUCCCCAGUCCAUCAGCACACAGAACUCCCCGAGGUGGGGGAGUGAGUGGCUGGGGCAGACAAACAGCCACAUUUACAGCCCACCUGGACUCAAGUUAGCAAAACAGAAGGUGGUGUGGGCAUGUUUUUCCUUUUUUGCCCCUCCCCUACAGUCAACAUUUUUCUUUAAAAAAGAUUUUCUUUCCCUUUGGAUCCAACAGGAGAGGAGAUAACUGCAUCAACCCCAGGGCUGGCAUCCCUUUUCCUCGGUUCUAGGAGUGUGUCAGGAAAGAAGGGCUUUGGAACUAGGGGACUCAAAGCCACCCUAAUCUUGCAGCAAGAGCAGCAAAGGUUUUAUGUCUACAGGGGGGGGGGGUUUGCAAGGGGUGGACUUGCCCCUUGGUGGACAAAGAAAGUGAUCCACUUUAUCCCAUGGCCCCUGGGAUGACAUCCCAGAGACCACAGGAUUGCGCCCUACUUUUGACUAUUGAGUUGCAUCACGGUAGAGAACCAGAACACUGAAUUAACCACUAGAAUGCCUGUCUAGUGUCCUUCUGGCUUCUGGGAUUUCUUGAAGACACUACUUGCACAUUUGCCAGCUUCUCUGUAAUAAGGAAAACCACUCCACAUGACUUACAAGGAAAGGAGUGCCUUUGGAACAGGAUUUCUAAAGCUGGCUGUCUAGCCAUCUCAACCAGUAGUGUAGGAUGUGGUGGGGAAGGCCAUAGCUCAGUGGUGGAGCACUGCUUUUUAUGCAAAAGAUCCCAAGCACCUCUCAGGGCUGCAAAAGACCCUGCCAAAUCUACACCACUGAUGCACAAUCGAGAAGUACCAGCAGCCUUGCGAUGACCCCAAGAUAUGCAUAAGUGCAAAAAUAUUUGCAACUGGGGGAGGGUGCAUAAAGGAGAAUCCAAACAGUCCCAUAAUAAUUCAGUAUCAUAUAAGGUUGAGGUUGCAGAACUGACAGUGUGAGAGAAGGGAACAGAAUGGAGUGGCUGGAGCAGGAGAGCAGAGAAACAAUAUAUUUAAAGCAGAGGUAGAGAUCCUCAGGUCUGGGUACUUAAUAUGGCCCUCCAAGCCUCUCUAUCUGCACCUUAAGACUCUCCCCAGAUCACACCACCUCCCUAGCCAUACCUUCUACAGGCCUUGCUUUGCACUAGCCUUGUUUUUCCCUGGCUGGAAAGGGUCCUUGAACUUAGAUAAUGCCUCUUGCUUCCCUAGAUGGAGGAUAGAGGGCUGUGACCAAUGCUGUGCCCACUUUUGCUUCUGGGCCCACCCAGCACUGGUUGAUAAAGGUUCUCUACCCCUGAUAAAAAAGAUAGUAAUAUAUAUUAUUUCUUGGUUCACACAGAAGUUAUUUUUAACUCCCCAGGAAUGGAAGCGAGAGUCAGAAACAAUGACAAAACUAAAGAAUUCAGCGUAGUUAGGAUUGUGUCAACCCCCCCCAUCCCCAAAUGAAGGAAAAAAUAACAAAAACAGUCCCAUGAAAAGUGAGCCUACCCAGUGGGUACAGAAUACUAACCUUACUGUUGCAGGGGGAGGGAAUGGGGUGGCUAAGAUAACACAUGCACAACAAUACACGGCAACAUUUUGUUGUGGAGCCUGGCUUGUUUUUAACUCCUUUGAAUCAAUCUAAAUCUUUACCAUGCACAUUUCUUGCUCUUCCAUUUUGCUGAAGAAAUAAUCUCUAAAUUGUUGCCACCCAAGGGAAAAUUGGUCUGGAUUUUUCUUUGAUUAUUUUUGAAACAAUCAAAAUCUUACCCUUGGCUGAUAUUUUUUUCAUUUUCAUUUUAUUAAAUUUAUAUACCGCCCACAGCCGAAGCUCCCUGGGCGGUUCACAACAAUCAGCAUAAAAUACAAUAAAACACAUAUUUAAAACAGUUUUUUAAAAAAGCUUAAAAUUUAAAUUUAAAACAUAAACAUUUUUACACACAUUAAAAUGCCUGGGAAAAGAGGAAAGUUUUAACUUGGCACCGAAAAGAUAAUAAUGUCGGCGCCAGGCGUACCUCGACAGGAAGACUAUUCCAUAAUUCAGGGGCCGCCACUGAGAAGGCCCUCUUUCUUGUCGCCACCCUCCGAGCCUCCCUCUGAGUAGGCACCCGGAGGAGGGCCUUCGAUGCUGACCGUAGCGUACAGAUAGGUUCAUAUCGGGAGAGGCGUUCCAUCAGGUAUUGUGGUCCCGCGCCGUAUAAGGCUUUGUAGGUUAAAACCAGCACCUUGAACCGGGCCCGGAAACAUAGGCAGCCAAUGCAAGCGGGCCAGAAUCGGUGUUAUGUGUUCGGACCGCCUGGUCCCCAUUAUCAAUCUGGCCGCUGCAUUUUGCACGAGCUGCAGUUUCCAAACCGUCUUCAAAGGCAGCCCCACAUAGAGUGCAUUGCAGUAAUCUAGUUUAGAGGUUACCAGAGCAUGGACAACUGAAGCGAGGUCAUCCCUAUCCAGAUAGGGGCGGAGUUGGGCCACCAAACGAAGUUGGUAAAAGGCACUCCGUGCCACCGAGGCUACUUGAUCCUCAAGUGACAGUGAAGGUUCUAAAAGAACUCCCAAACUACGAACCUGCUCCUUCAGGGGGAGUGUAACCCCAUCCAGAACAGGUUGAACAUCCACUAUCCGGUCGGGAGAACCUCCCACUAACAGCGUCUCGGUCUUGUCUGGAUUAAGCCUCAGUUUAUUAGUCGCAGCCAGGCAACGGUUCAGUACAUUGACAGCCUCACCUGAAAAAGAUGAAAAGGAGUAGAGCUGCGUGUCAUCAGCAUACUGAUGGCAACGCACUCCAAAACUCCGGAUGACCGUGUGAUGUUCCUAUAUAUUAGUGUAUAUAUGGUAAGUGCUGGUUGUUUAGAGUAUACAUGGUAAGUAGUGAAAGAGGAGGGGGAGUGAAUGGGCAAUAAAAUGCUUGAUGAUUGGCUGAAUGUUUAAAAUGGCUGACGGUAUAAAUGAAAGGAUGACAGGUAAAUCUGGGUGAAUGUGAGGUGGUGAAUUGUGGAAUCUGGAGGGAGAAGAGAAAGAGUGGAUUGCUUGGUGGGGUUUAGAGAGUUGUUUACCAGGAGGGAGGUGGAGUUUGGAUUAGUAUUGAGUAAAACCAUAUGC